GUCAGUACUGGCUGUGACUCUGUCGUAGCGCCGGGUUUUGUGUGGGGAACCGCAACGUGUUUCUUGACUGAGUCGGAUUUUAAACAGACGCGUGGAUUCGGACCUCCGACGAUGUUGCUGUAGCGUUGGUUCAGUCCAUUUUUUGGGGGGUGGGGAGGAUACACCAGCGUCCUACCCCUGUGACUUUUUAGACAGGUACUGGACACGGUCCUGAGGCUCCUGCCGCGGGACACUUUCACACUCAUGUCGGCGCAGGACGUCCCGUUUCCCCUCGCAUUCAGUUUGGGCUCUUCUGCCUUAGGAUGGGGUCGAGCGGCGGGGCAUUUCUGCCUUUUUUCUACGUUGGAUGUGUACGAGCGGGUCGCCCAGAUCGGUUUUAAUAAUGAAGAAAUGACGCGAGAAAACGGAGUGGAUUAGGAGCCGCCCCGUCUCCCCCUGCUCUUUAUUUUCCCUCAAUGCGGGACUCGGACCGUCUCCGGAUUAUUCUGAUAUUUCCUCUGAAAUGAAACAUGGCGACACGCCGGAAUGGAGCACCGGAGGAGGACAGCGGCGGAAAGCAUGCUGCUGUUCCGGCCUGCGAGGUGGAGUUGGCAUCCUCGGCACUGGCCGCGCCUCCCGGAGAGGAGGAGCCCUUUGCGUGGGGGGGGCCCACCACCAUCCGGCUGGCACGCACCCCACAUGGUUUCGGCUUCACACUGCGGCACUUCAUCGUCUACCCACCCGAGUCGGCAGUGAACUCCUCCCUCAAGGAUGAAGACUGUGUCCGUCGAGGGAGACCAAGGAACCGGCUCGAACCAAUGGACACCAUCUUCGUGAAACAAGUGCGGACUGGAGGCCCUGCCCACGAGGCAGGACUCUGUACAGGGGACCGGAUAGUGAAAGUGAAUGGAGAGAGUAUCAUAGGGAAGACCUACUCGCAGGUCAUAGGCCUGAUACAGAAGAGUGACCCUUUCCUGGAGCUCUGUGUGAUGCCAAAGGAUGAAGAUAUUUUGCAGCUGUUUCCCAGCGAUGUCCACCUGGCUCUGGCAUACUCGCAGGAUGCAUACCUAAAAGGCAGCGAUGCAUACAGUGGACAUGCUCACCAGAUCCCCGACCCCCCGCUCGCAUGCUACCCCCGCAUAGACACUAGAGUCCCAGCCAUGGCCCAGGCUCCGGACGCCAAUGUGUCCCAGGGGGUCCCACUGGGGACGUCUACAGAUGCCCAGCUGGACUUGGGCUACCGCAGGGAGGUCACAGUCCCACCACCGACCCUACAGAGCACCAAUGCUGACCUCUCAAGCUAUGGGUCACGUAUAAGCCACCUGGGUCCAUCACACAGGACGGACUUCUGCCUGCCUGGCCUGGACCCUGCCCCAAAUAACCCCCGGCACCUGACGAUGUCGUCCCCGGCAAGUCAGUUCACUCCUUGCCGGAGGACUGACCUUCCUGCUGGUGGUCUUGCCAGCUACCCUGGGCGACCAGACGGACGCACUGAUCCUUUUUCUCCACAUCUCAAUGCUUACGCCCCCCAAGCUCGCUCCUCUACCUCCUCUGCCUCGCACCAGAACAUCGACUGGCGGACUUACAAAACUUACAAGGAGUACAUCGACCACAAACAGCUGCACGCCUAUGGUUCGCGGACCAUCCAGGAGCGGCUGGACUGCCUGCGGGCGGCUUCCCGGGGGCCUGGUGAGCGACCGCAGCCGGCACCUUGCGGGCAGGGGUUCCGGCGUCGUAGCACGUCCCAUGACCGGGCGUACCCUGGCCCCCCUGGGGUGCACCCCCCACGUAGCGUAUCCCAUGACCGCCUGGGCACAGCCGAGCUCGCUGCUCGAACCGGCAACUGGCCACGUAGCGCCUCCCAGGAUGGCUUCCUCUCCAGCCAACAGGGGGAGCCCAAAGCUAGAACACGUUCCUUUGACUACCUGGAGCCAGUGGAGCGGCGAGGCUAUGGCAGAGUCAUCACGGAGGAAAUGAAAGUCCAACACCCUGAAGGGGGCCGGGCGGGCAGGUCCUCCCUCUCCAUGCGAGUUCCUGUUCACAGGUCUGUCACUGCCUACUCAGGGAGCAGUUUUCGCCAAGUUCCCAUGGCACAGCACUUCCCUAAAGGCCCAGAACCCCUCUUGUCCAAUGUCGUGGGCAGGACGCCGUGGCUGGCUGAGAGGGGCUCAGCCGUACAGAGAGCAGUCGCAGCUGGUGUCUUGAGCCACCCUGGACAGCAGCGGUCCCGCACUGAGAGCCUGCGGGUUCCAGGAAGGGAGUCAGAGCUUGUGUCCCGGACUGCCUCCUGCUCAGUCUCCUCCAAGUCCCCUGCACUUAGGCAGCCAUCUGGCCACGCCCCCUCCAGCAACGGUGCUGCCCACUUCGGACCGUCCGGACCGCCGGACAUGGUCAAGCCCCCACAGACCCUAGGUGUGGAAGGAGCACUGGAUCCAGUGGUCUUGAGGGAGAAGCCAGCCUUGGGGAGACCAGGAGUGCAGCCCCUCCGUCAUCAUUCCUACCUCUUAGCGGUGAACGAGCUAGACGGUGAUGCAGCGGCCGGUGUCACCUGCUGGCUACCCAACGACGCCAGGCGAGAGGUCCAGCUGAAGAGGCUGGACGAGCAGCAGCAGAGUAGCUCCAGCAGCCUCGAGAAGUCACUUGACGCCAUUCCUUUCAUAGAUGAGCCCUCUAGUCCCACUGCCGACCACGGCGCUGCACACAUUCCCGCUUCCGCCGUCAUCUGCGUCUCCGCCCCCCCGCCGUCAACCUCACCCAGUCCGGCCACCCCGUCCCCGCUCAUGCGACGCCAGCUGUCCCACGACCAAGAUUCACUCAGAAACAUCCAGGAGCAAUCUGGCAACAAAACAGAGAGGUCCAAGUCCUUUGAUGAGGGUUUGGACAACUACAGGGAAGAAGGGCGGCCACGGUCCUCAAGCAAGCACAUUCCCGCCUUCAGAGGUCUUAAGAAGACUAAAGCUCUGGAUGGGUACAAGUCCUCAGAAGAUUCCGGAUCCAGGAGAGAUUCUUCCUCGGACAUAUUCAGCGACUCUUCCAAAGAGGGAUGGCUACACUUCCGGCAGCUCACAAUGGACAAGAGCAAGCGGGUGGGCGGCGGCAUCCGGACCUGGAAGCAGAUGUACGCAGUGCUGCGAGGCCACUCCCUCUACCUCUACAAGGACAGGAAGGAGGGGCUGGCCCAGGCAUCUUCGGCAAGUGACAGUGAUCUGCAGUCAAUCAGCGUCAAGGCCUGUCUGAUUGACAUCUCCUACUGCGACACCAAGCGCAAGAAUGUGCUGCGGCUCACCACCUCCGACUGCGAGUACCUUUUCCAGGCGGAGGACCGAGAGGACAUGCUGUCCUGGAUUCGCGUCAUUCAGGAAAACCAGAGUCUGGAUGAAGAGAGUGCAGGUGUUACGAGCCGGGAUCUCAUCAGCAAGAAGAUAAAGGAAUACAAUAUGAUGAGCUGCCCCAGCGGUAAGACGGAGCCCUCCCCAAAAGCAUCCCGCCAGUCUCUCAGCAUCAGACAGACAUUGCUUGGGGGGAAGGGGGACAGCAAGGCUACCAGCAUGCUCUCCCCGAAACAGGACUCGGAGAGGAAGACCCCGCACAAAGAUGAUGCCAGCCCCCCCAAGGACAGGAGUGCCUGGAGGAAGGGUAUCCCCAGCCUGAUGAAGAAGCCUUUCGAGAAGAAGCCCACAGCAGGAGUCACAUUCGGGGUACGGCUGGAUGACUGCCCCCCUGCUCAGUCCAACCCGUUUGUGCCCCUGAUCGUGGAGGUGUGCUGCAACCUGGUGGAGGAGCGAGGGCUGGAGUACACGGGCAUCUACCGCGUACCAGGCAACAACGCUGCCAUCUCCAGCAUGCAGGAGGAGCUGAACAACAAAGGCUUGGAUGACAUCGACAUCCAGGAUGACAAAUGGAAGGACCUCAACGUCAUCAGCAGUUUACUCAAGUCGUUCUUCCGGAAACUUCCAGAACCUCUAUUUACGAACGAGAAAUAUGCACAUUUUAUCGACGCUAACAGAACUGAAAACGCAGUUGAGAGACUGAAAGUGCUGAAGAGGCUGCUCCAGCAACUACCGGAUCACCAUUACGAAACCCUCAAAUUCCUCUCUGCACACCUGAAAACUGUGGCGGAAAACUGUGAGAAAAACAAGAUGGAACCUAGAAAUUUGGCCAUCGUGUUCGGCCCAACCCUGGUGAGGACAUCCGAGGACAACAUGACCCACAUGGUGACCCACAUGCCUGACCAGUAUAAGAUUGUGGAGACGCUCAUACAGCAAUACGACUGGUUUUUCACCGAGGAAGGGGACGAGGAGCCCACGAGCGUGAUCCAGCGGGAGGGUGCUGUUGAGUCGCAGCCCCUGCCAAACAUUGACCAUCUACUCCCCAACAUAAAACGGACUGCUGGCUCUCCUGGGGAAGUAUCAGGUAACUUACCUGCACCAGACAACCUUCGGGAUUCAGCCACUAGUGACUCAGCCAAAUCUAAGGGCUCUUGGGGGCCUGGCAAGGAGCAGUACAGCAAGGACCUUCUACGCACAUCCAUCUUUGCAGCGGCGAGCCGCAAGCGGAAGAAAGUGAAGGAGAAGCCGGCGCUCAGCAGCUCGGACGAUGAUCUGGACAGGGCGGUCCUAAAGAAAGAGGCCCCAGGUCAGAGUCGCAGCGUGGCCAAAACUGGGGGAAAGAUCACGGCAACGGCAGCACACGAUGUGGACAUGAAAGGGACCUGCGGGAAAGACGCCGGGAAGGUUACAGAGUUACCGGCCAAGGGCCCAAAGGAACAAGAGAAAGUUGUCUCGCAGAAGGAGCCAGACCAAACUGGACCACCUGCCCCGCCUCCCUGCCCCAAACUGGCCAGCUCGCCCUCCCUGGGCUAUCGCCUCCAGCCGGAGUCCUCGCUUUCGGACCCUCCAUCCCACUGUGACGAUGCCACCUCAGACCUAGGAACCUUGAAUAGCACCAGUUCUCAGAUGUCCACACAGCGCAGUCGGCAUGGGAAGCGGGCACCCCUGGAGGUGUGUGGCCCAGCCGCUGAUGUGUGCUCCAUCACCUCGGACUACUCCACCACAUCCUCCAUGACCUUCUUGACAGGGCACGAGACCGGGCUCCUGAGCCCGGAGGUUCAGUCGGUGGCCGAGAGCCGGGGCGACGAGGCAGAUGAUGAGCGAAGCGAGCUGGUGAGCGAGGGCCGGCCGGCUGACACAGACAGUGAGAGCGACUUCCCCAUCUUUGCCAGCCAUGAGGGCUCACAGGAGAGGAUCACGCCCUCGACAAGCACCCCGGCCGGGAGCCUCAACACGGGCCCCGGCCUGCCAGCACCCAACCUCUGCCGCCCCGCCCCCAAGCCAUCCUUCGAAGGGGGACUGGAUAGCAAGGAGUUGGGCUAUCUGUCAAAGGGGAGGCCCCUGUCUAGGAGCGAAUCUGAGAAGCAGGAGCUGGCCUGGCGGCUGAGGAUGACGGAGAGGCUGAAGUGCCGGCUGAGGAACUCGGCCGACGACAUGUUCGGCGUGGGCGCCCAGAACUCCGGAUCGCCCGAGGCUCGCAAGCGGAAGGGAAUCAGGCGCCGCCACACCAUGGGGGGGCAAAGUGACUUCGCGGAGCUGGGCGUUGCUCACAUCUGGAGGGGCCGCAGCCAGGAGUCGGAGCUCUCGGCCAUGGACCGGCUGAAGCCCAAAUGCAGCUCGCAGGACUUCUCCAUCCGGGACUGGAUCGCCCGGGAGCGCUCCCGGUCCAGCAGUCUGGCUCCAGCCGGGGAGGCAGGCGGGUUCCAAGGAGCGGCAGCAGAGCAGCUGAAUGGGGAUUAUCCCGAGAGGAGGGUGCCUCCGGUGGACACGCACAAACCGUCUGGAUCGCAAGUGGUCCGCUCCAGAUUCUAUCAGUAUCUAUAACACAGGAAGGUGUGUGUGUGCGGGCGUGUGUGUGUGGGUGCGCGUGUGACGUAAUUUAUGGCUGCUGCACUUGUGUUUUUAUAUCAGUGCAAACAAGGGGGGGAGGUCGUAGCAGUAACUGGAAUCUACGCUGCAUUUCUGUAAUAUUUGACAACAGAGCAGUAGACAGGACAGGGAAAAGUCCAAGGAUCUGCUGGUUGUGGAAGAAGCACCUGGGAAGGCGAGCAUUGGACACAAUGCCCCUUGUUGUCAGGACUAUCCAGUAAGGAUAAUUUGCUGUGAGGGGGACCCCUUCACCCCAAGCCUGAACUCAUGUUGGAAAGGAAAGUACCUCCUGCCAUAUCAAUUCUGGGAGAGUUUGGGUGCCAUAGUAUCUGUUGUUAAUAUGUAAAAUUGUACUGUGAAUUAAAAUUUUAAGUACAAAUCAUUUGAUAGGUAAUAUACAGAUACAGAGUCUUUAGGCAUCCCGUCUGGGUCGGCAUAUUUUAUAAGUAUUGUUGCUUUUUUGGGUUUUAAUCGACCGUAGAUUUUAAAUAUUUCUGUAAGAUAAGUAAGUUGAAUGUACAUAUUUUGUGUUUAGCUGCUUUUUCUGGCACCAGACUUUCCGUAAUGUGACGUGUAGAUGGAGAGCGCGGGGAAAGCUGCGCGCGCAGCGGCUGUUCUCGUUGGUUUGAGCCGCACGAACAGAUGGUUAAAAGAAAACAGGGCGCCGUACAUCUACAAAAGGAGUCUUACCGCCUAAAACACUGGAAAUAAACUCGUUAUGUCACUCCUCCU
This is a messenger RNA of Brienomyrus brachyistius, 6629 nucleotides long. Its product is annotated as rho GTPase-activating protein 21-like. Bases 510 to 5852 code for a protein of 1780 amino acids. The record is from RefSeq and is a predicted model, not a curated record. Gene Ontology annotation, molecular function: protein binding; phospholipid binding. Gene Ontology annotation, biological process: signal transduction. The transcript has 26 exons. NCBI's taxonomy places the organism in Eukaryota, Metazoa, Chordata, Actinopteri, Osteoglossiformes, Mormyridae.